CCUGAAAAGGAUAUAUUCCUUUGGGGCUUCGACUUCUUUACUUUCUUUCUCCCUCGUUAAGAGAUUAGGGUUCUUGAUUUCUCCUGAAUCAAUCUGCCAAUUACUUGGCAGAGGACUCUCUGCUGUGAUUUUACCCGCUCGCCAUCGUCAGCUGUGGCGUUUCAUUCACUGCAGAACCUCGGUGAUUCUUAUCCGGCUUCUCAGCGCCAUCUCGUUUUAAUUAUAAGCGUUGAAUUCAGUUUCUCUUCUCCGAUUGAUUGGUUCGCCGGAUAAAACCUAGAAGUCUGGGGCAGAAGCUUCUUCGUGUGAUUCUGUGGUGAAAAAAUGGCAACACUAGCAGAUUCUUUCCUUGCAGACCUUGAAGAAUUAUCUGACAAUGAGCUUGAAACUAUCGAAGAAGAAGAUGGCGAUGUGGCCAACAUGGAAGAAGAUGUUGACGGGGAUUUGGCAGACAUCGAAGCUCUCAAUUAUGACGAUCUGGAUUCCGUGUCGAAACUCCAGAAGACACAGAGAUACAAUGAUAUCAUGCAGAAAGUAGAAGAAUCAAUGGUGAAAGGUUCUUUCACCACAGACGAGGGGAUGGUCUUGGAAGAUGAUCCUGAAUACCAGCUGAUUGUGGAUUGUAAUGCGUUGUCCGUGGACAUUGAGAAUGAGAUUGUUAUUAUCCACAAUUUUAUUCGUGAGAAGUAUCGGUUGAAGUUCCCUGAGCUGGAGUCGCUUGUGCACCAUCCGAUUGACUAUGCUCGUGUGGUGAAGCGAAUUGCUAAUGAGAUGGAUUUGACACUCGUUGAUUUAGAAGGCCUUCUGCCCUCGGCUAUCAUUAUGGUUGUUUCAGUGACUGCAUCAACCACAAGUGGUAAACCUCUUCCCGAGGAUGUGCUCCAAAAGACUAUUGAUGCAUGUGAUCGAGCUCUCACUCUGGAUUCUUCAAAGAAAAAGGUUCUUGAUUUUGUGGAGAGUAGAAUGGGGUACAUUGCACCAAAUCUUUCAGCUAUUGUUGGGAGUGCUGUGGCAGCAAAGCUAAUGGGCACCGCUGGUGGUCUCUCUUCGCUGGCCAAGAUGCCUGCUUGUAAUGUUCAACUUCUUGGAGCCAAAAAGAAAAACCUUGCAGGCUUUUCUACUGCAACAUCUCAAUUUCGUGUGGGCUAUAUUGAGCAAACUGAGAUAUUUCAGAGCACACCACCAUCACUGAGGAUGCGUGCUUGCCGAUUGUUGGCUUCUAAAUCUACUCUUGCAGCCCGUGUAGAUUCCACCAGAGGAGACCCUUCUGGAAGUGUUGGAAGAAAACUGCGUGAAGAAGUUAGCAAAAAAAUUGAGAAGUGGCAAGAGCCGCCUCCUGCCAAGCAGCCUAAGCCACUUCCAGUUCCUGAUUCCGAGCCUAAGAAAAAGAGAGGAGGGCGUCGUCUUAGGAAGAUGAAGGAGAGAUAUGCAGUGACAGACAUGCGGAAGCUUGCUAACAGGAUGCAGUUUGGGAUUCCUGAAGAGAGUUCUCUAGGCGAUGGGCUAGGUGAAGGAUAUGGAAUGCUUGGUCAGGCUGGAAGUGGAAAGCUUCGAGUAGCAGCUGGGCAGAGCAAGCUCGCCGCAAAAGUUGCUAAGAAAUUCAAGGAGAGGCAGUUUGGUAGCGGUGGUGCUACUUCCGGGCUGACAUCGAGCCUGGCAUUCACUCCAGUGCAGGGGAUCGAGCUGAGCAAUCCACAAGCUCAUGCACAUCAACUGGGCAGUGGAAUCCAAAGUACCUACUUCUCCGAAACCGGCACGUUUUCGAGGAUCAAGAGGACAUGACAUGCACCGAGGCGCUGGAUAUCAACGUUCACAAUGUGUAAGAUGGAUAGGAGGCUGGGCCUGAGCCUGAGAAACUUGACAUCUAUCUUUUUGGAGGAAUACAAUGACUACCUUUCUUCCUAAGGAUUGAGAUAUAAUGAAGUUGAAACUUGAAAUGGUUUUAUUUCACGAGCCGCAACAGGCAAGACGGAACUAUGUGCUGGCCCAGCAUGACGAAUUUUACGGGGCGUACGGGGUCUGGGAUCUGUUGUUUCUUUUUUGAUCGUUUUUAUUAUGAAAACAAAAAGUGAAAAAAGGUUUCUUGAUAUGCAAAUUAAGUGUACGUGCUAACUCGUUGCUCAAUUGGCUUUUGGACUGUCCGUAUGUCGCCAUGAGUAGGAGUGUAGGGUAGGGAAUUAUCAAACGGGUAAAUUGCAAGUUUGAUCGCUAGAAUUACUAUACAAGUUUACCACAGUGAUCUAGGCAGACCACAUCCCAUAAGCUAAUAAACUCCUCAUCCUUGAUGCUCCACGAUCACAUUAGAGUGGUUACAAUACUCAGAUUAUGAUUCAAUUAUGCUUUAUUGAGUUGUUUUCCCCCAAUCUCAAUAUUUUUUCUUGUUUUUUUCCUAAUGAUUGAUCAUUGAUUGAUUUAGCCUAAGUAUGACAAGAACAUUCACUUAUAUAUUAUAGAUAAGCAAUGUAAGAAAACUAAUUUCCUAAGAUAUUUUUCAUGGUUAAUUGCAUGGUUGGUCACUGAGAUUAUAAAAAACGUUCAAGUUUGGUCACUUGAAAUAUUUAAAUCCAUUGGUGGUACUUCAGUUUAUUGAAACCUUUCACGUUUGGUCAUUCUCCGUCCAACUCCGUUAACUUUUGCGUACGUGGCGGUCAACUCAAAAAGUUGACCGUUAAAUGUGUGACAUGGUAAUUUAAAAAUAAUAAUUUUAAUAAAAUUAAAAAAAUUAAAAUUGUAAUCUCAUUUCCACCUCAUUAUCACUUUUAUUUAAAAAAACCCUAAUUUCUUCUAAUUCCCAAUACCAUGGUUCAUAGGUAAGAAACCAACUUUAACUAACAAGACGCGUUUUGGGGUGAAAUGGAGGAGUUCUUGUGAGAACUGUGAAGUUAAAGGUGCUCAGCGUGGAGCACUAAAAGGAUGGGUGACCUCAUUUUGGAAAUCUUGGCCCAAAACCGACAAUAUCUUUUGUUUAGUGUGACCAGGUGAACAAAUUUAAGACAUUCAAAAUAUGGAAAAUAAAUUUGUUGUAUAUAUAUGUCAUUUUAAUAUGUUUAGACUAUCGUAUGUCUGGAGCACGCUAAAUUUAUCGUACGCUCAUUCUCAUUGAGUAUUUCUAUUUAGAUAAUGAAUUAACUGGUUUUUGGAAAUUAUACUAUAACCUAGCCUCGGGUAAAAUAUCUCGUGUGUCACUUAAGUUUGAGAAUUGGGGUAGACAUACAACUUAAGUUUGAAUAGGGCGUCGGGUACCACUGAACUCUAUUAUAUGUGCACCAAGUACUACUUAAGUUUACAGCUAAGUGCAUUCCGUUAAAGUUGACAGAAUAUUCUUGGAAUAUUCCGAUUUCUAAAUUUUAUAAUUGAUCCUUCUACUUUUCUUAUUGUAAGAAUAUCAUUUGGACUUAUAAAAAACGUUAUUUUUUAUUGUUUAGCUAGAAUCCUCUUUUGAAUACUUGAUACCAAACCAAUUUUUGAAAAUUUAGAAUAAAUUAUCAUUAUUUUG
Molecule: messenger RNA, 3496 nt
Organism: Linum trigynum
Lineage: Eukaryota; Viridiplantae; Streptophyta; Magnoliopsida; Malpighiales; Linaceae
Source: the annotation of a GenBank genome assembly